Molecule: messenger RNA, 2654 nt
Organism: Nothoprocta perdicaria
Lineage: Eukaryota; Metazoa; Chordata; Aves; Tinamiformes; Tinamidae
Gene: UTP14A
Product: UTP14A, small subunit processome component
Exons: 13
Biological process (GO): rRNA processing
Cellular component (GO): small-subunit processome; nucleolus
Source: RefSeq, a predicted model, not a curated record
UGCCAGGGCGCGGAGGAGGAUGGCGAGCGGCGGCACCGGCAGCUCCUCGAGGCGGUCAGCUCGCUCUCCGGGCGGAGGCGGCGCAAGCUGGCGGAGCGCACGGAGGCCAGCGCGCAGGUGUCCGAGUUCAACGUGAGCUGCGAAGGUGCCGGGGAGAAGCUGGUGCUGUCUGAGCUCUUGCAGCCCAUCAAGCCCAAAUCCGCCCUGAGCAGCGUGAAGAGGGAGCUGACCAAAGUGAAGCAGAAGAAGGCGGUGGAGCUGCCGCUCAGCAAGGAAGAGGCGGAGCGGGUCGUGAGAGAAGCCGCCUAUGUGAAGAGCUCUAAAGAUGUCAGCAAAUGGCAGCAGGUGGUUUUGCAGAACCGCCGAGCGGAGCAGCUGGUCUUCCCGCUGAAGCAGGAGAUCGCGGCCGUGGCGCCGCUGGAGCAAGUGGUUUCGGGCUGGAAGGCCCGAACUCCCCUGGAGCAGGAGAUCUUUGGGCUGCUCCACAAAACGCAUCAGCCCAUCACGGACCCGCUGCUGACACCCCGGGAGAGAGCCUCGCUGCAGGCCAUGAGUUUGGAGGAGGCUCGACAACGGCGAGCGGAGCUGCAGAAGGCUCGAGCGCUGCAGUCCUACUACGAAGCCAAGGCUCGUCGAGAGAAGAAAAUCAAGAGCAAGAAGUACCAUCGAGUGCUGAAAAAGAGCAAGAAACGCAAAGCUUUGAAGGAGUUUGAGCUGCUGCAGAAGUCGGACCCUGAGGCAGCCUUGGCAAGGCUGGAAGAGCUUGAGCAACUCAGGAUGGAGGAGCGGAUGAGCCUCAAGCAUCAGAACAAGGGGAAAUGGGCCCGUUCCAGGGCCAUUAUGGCUAAGUAUGACCUGGAGGCCCGCAAGGCCAUGCAAGAGCAGCUGGCCAAGAACAAGGAGCUAAUGCAGAAAGUGCGGCUGGAGCCGCCUGAGGAGGAGGCAGGUGAUGUGCCUGCAGAGGAGCCCGUGCCAGAGUCUGUCCCCAUGGUCCCCAUGAAUGCCGGCGGAGCUAAUCCCUGGAUGUUGGGCAAGCCCAGCAGCCCAGUCAAGGAGCCUGAGGUGCAGGAGGCCCUUGGAGAUGUUGCAGAGCCUGCGGCUGUGGAGAGCAAGGAGGAGAUGGAGGAGGAAGAAGAGGAGGUGUCGGAGGAGGAGGCCUUGCUGCAGCACUUCGAGCAGAAGCGGCACGUGCGGCGCCCACCGGCCACCAGCCCCACACCGUGCAACGGGCCGCUCAUGACACGCAGUGCUGAUGAGACAGAGGAGGUGACGGAGCUGCCACAGGACAUCUCCGUUGACCCUAUCUGCGGUGAAGAGCAGGCGAGCGUGGGGAUCGAGCAGCCUUCCCAGGCACAGGAGGAGGUUUUGCUGUCAGAGCAGCCGAGCCGCGUGCGAACGAUGGAGGACAUUGAGGCUUUGGCUUCAGAGGAGCGUGCRGAAGAGCAAGAAAUACCCGUGGCAGCAGGAACAGAGAAGAGAGUGCGCCAGCAGCAGGCAGGCAGAGCUGACACCGGGCGGACGAAGAAGCCGAGAAAGGCCAGGAAGAAGGAGACCAUCAGCUUGCAGGCUGUGCUCUCUGGAAAGCCGCAGGAGGCCCAGUGCCCCAGCCUUCCCAUGGCUGUGGAGGAAGAGGAGGGUGGCGUCGACCAGAGAGGGGUGAUCACAGAGGCCUUCGCAGGGGAUGACGUGGUCGCCGACUUCCGCCGGGAGAAGCGCAAGGCAGAGCAGGCUGGGAAGCCGCAGCCGGUGAAUUUGGUGCUGCCGGGCUGGGGCGAGUGGGGAGGCACUGGCCUGAAGCCCAGCAAGAGGAAAAUGAAACGGUUCCUGCUCAAGCCUCCCCCGGCGCCUCCCAGGAAAGACCAGCAUUUGCCCCACGUCAUCAUUAGUGAGCAGYGCAACAUCCACGCAGCAGCACAUCAGGUCAGCGAGCUGCCUUUCCCCUUUGAGGAGCACCAGCAGUUUGAGCGCAGCAUCCGCACGCCCAUGGGCUCCACGUGGAACACGCAGCGGGCCUUCCAGAAGCUGACUGCCCCACACGUCGUCACGCGUGCAGGCCACAUCAUCCAGCCCAUCGCUGCUGAGGAUGUGCCCUCGCUGGCCGCCCAGGCCCGCAGCGAGGCCCUAGAGCUCCCACCCAAGCAGAGAGAACCGUCCUCUCGUCCCCCUCGGCCACGCAAGAGAGCGCGGUAGCUCUCUGCCCGCGGGGACUGGCGCAGGUGCCUGCACGGGGAGCAGCCAGUGCAGCCAGGGCUGCUGCUCUGCUGCAGCGUGGCUCCCUCUUGCACCCGCUCUCGGCUCGCGCUUCCCCCAGAAUGCGCUGCCCCAUCGGCGCGCGCUGCCUCGCCGCCCUGGCUUCGGCUCCGCAGGGCUCUCCUGCCUUGCUCGGAGCCCCUCCUGCCUGAGCGUGGGGCACCACACGAGGUGGGAGUGGGGUGGGCACGUUGAACUGGUGCAAUGGGAACAGCAAGGGCUGGGAGUGCGUAAAGGAGGUGGAGCAGCAGCCAGCGCUGUCCAGAGCUGGGCGAUGUUUGCCCUGCCCCAGCUUUCUCUGUCUUUCAUAGCCCCAUUUUCUAUACCUUUUUACAUCUGAGUGCCUGCUGCUCAGUGUGGCCUCAGCAGAGCCUGAGUCUGUUGUASUGCACCUCCAUCCCUCC